Pieris macdunnoughi is the source of this 2073-nucleotide messenger RNA. NCBI's taxonomy places the organism in Eukaryota, Metazoa, Arthropoda, Insecta, Lepidoptera, Pieridae. The record is from the annotation of a GenBank genome assembly.
AUGAUAUCACGGAAAUGUAUUUUAUACUUGUGUCUAACUACAGUUCAAUGUUUCUCCAUCGGAAACGAAUUUAGAGUCGGUGAGAUGCUCCCCAAAGACUUCUCUCGAGCUAUAGUGGAUUUAGCUGCCGGAUUACCGACCAGAGCCAUAACUAUUGUUAGAGGGAAUUCAACCAAUAUCAGUACAGAGGUUAUAGAUAAUCUAAUAUAUGCGUUAAGUAAAAACAAUAUUGGAGUUGUAUAUAUGGACUUCAGAGCAAAUAACAGCAAAAGCACCUAUUAUGAACAUCAAAGGAAAGGUCUGGACACAUCUGAAGAACGAACAAGUUUCAUACUUUGUGAGGCUUACGAAUGCGAAAAUAUUAUUUCUGAGUUAACAGAUAUAAAUUUCAUCCACCGUUCGAUGCUAUAUAUUUUCUACUGGGAACACGGGGCAGUUAGUACAAAGUUUUGCGACAGUAUCGAAGAAGCCAUGAGAGUGGUCGUUGUUACUCGAAGGAAAUGUGUCUACCGCAUUUACUAUAACCAAGCCACACCAGAUCGCCUUAAUCACUUAUCCCUAGUGAAUUGGUGGGCAGGUCGUUUAUAUAAGAAUCCAGUGUUGCCAGCUGCGGAUAAAGUGUACAAGAACUUUCGCGGGCGAGUUUUUAAUGUUCCUGUGUUACACGCUCCUCCAUGGCACUUUGUUAAUUACAAAAAUUCUUCAGUUAACGUAACGGGCGGUAGAGAUGACAAGCUACUCGCACUGCUGGCUGGGAAAUUAAAUUUCAAAUACAAAUAUUACGAUCCACCAGUGCGAAGUCAGGGCUCAAUGAUAUCCGGUAACGGCACAUUCAAAGGAGUUCUUGGACUCAUAUGGAAACGGCAAGCUGAUUUCUUCCUUGGAGAUGUUACGAUUACAUGGGAAAGGCUUCAAGCGGUGGAGUUCUCUUUCCUAACCCUAGCAGAUUCGGCAGCCUUCCUCACUCACGCUCCAGACAAACUCAGCGAAACUCUUGUUAUCAUUAGACCCUUUCAAUGGCAGGUAUGGCCCCUGGUAUGCGCUACCUUGCUUGUAAUAGGCCCAGCUCUUUGGUUUGUGAUAGCAACGCCGAUGUAUUGGCAGCGACGUCAACAAAACAUGCUGCAACUAUUGGACGAAUGUUGUUGGUUCACAACUACGCUGUUCCUGAGACAAACCUCCAACAAAGAGCCCUCCCGGUCAAACAAGGCUCGAUUGGUUUCUAUAAUAAUAUCCCUCGGCGCCACUUACGUCAUUGGAGAUAUGUACUCCGCAAACUUAACUAGUCUAAUGGCCAAACCGGCCAAGGAGCAGCCCAUCGGCACUUUGGAGGGACUCGAAGAGGCUAUGAGGGAGAGGGGAUAUGAAUUAGUCGUGGAAAAACAUAGUUCUACGCUGACAAUAUUACAGAUGUCACGUUCAAAGAAAAUAUUAGAUAUGCUACAAAAAACUGAUGCAGAAAGGCCUGAGCUUAGUGCACCAUUUUCAAAUGUUCCUACUGAUUAUACGAAAAAAAGUGUAAAUACUGCUCUGAACGUUGAUGACAACGACAUUAGACAACAAAGCUCACCUUUGCCUUCCGGUGCAGAAGAAAUCAGUCAAGAACUAGCUGAUAUAUGGGAAGAAGUUCUGCAUGAAGAUGGUGGGACCGAAGAAAUUACCUGCGAUAGCCCAAUACCGAAUGUGUCUGAUCCGUCUGCCAAAGAUGUUUACAGCAAUCAACCUAGCACAUUUUCUUUGGAAGUGCCUUCUAGUUUCGAGAAUUCACCAUUAAUUCAGCUUGAAGAGUUGUUAGAAGUUUCUCACCACAGAUCUACCCCAGUUAAUUUGGAACUGUCACUGCCAACUCCUAUGCCAUCUCCUACUAAUCUCCAUUCGAUCUGCGAUAGCUCAUUCUGCCCUAAUCAUGCAGACUUAUUAUCUAUGAUUUCUUCGUCGUCAUUUAGCACCACAAAUUCACCUUCUUCUUCGCACGUAAGCUAUGCCACCGUGACUCCUAAAACGACUAGAAAACGACAGAGGCGCCCAAAAGAAUGGACAGACGUUAAACGCAAAUGCCUUAAAAACUUAUAG